CUUUACUUGAGAGCAUAUCUUAAAGCAGGCUUAAGUAAAUUUCGUGAUGUUUGUAAACUUUGAUCCUAACCACGGGACACCGGUUUCAUUGGAAAUUCACGUGCAGAUUUCUUUGGCAUAAAAACCAUUGUUGACAAAUUCGUUAUAGACAAAGUGAAAAACUCCGACGAAAUCGAAGUAUUCCCUUUUUUCAUUGGAAGUCUUCAGAAAUUUCGAGCUCCAGAGAACAUGAACCACAGCCUUAAUUUAUUAGAAAAACAAGCCCUCUUAGAGAAGAACGGCGUGCCGAAUGGUCAUCAUGAAUGCACAGUCAUUCACUACAAUAGUAGUAGAGACAAUGUAAUCGGCAAGCCUGUCGCAAAUGGUGAUAGAGACACUAUUUCUGCCUCUUGCACAGUUAUCCAACGAUCGGAUGGAUCGGGUCAUUUCAGCAAGGGAAUACCCAUUUGGAGAGCAACUCUUCUGGUGGUAAAUUCUGCCCUUGGUGCUGGAAUUUUGAAUUUUCCUCAAGCCUAUGCACAAGCUGGAGGCAUUUUCACCGCGCUGAUUAUUCAUAUGUGCUUACUGGUGUUCAUUACGGGAGCAUUCCUGAUCCUAGCAUACUGCGCUGAAAACCAUGGCUCACAUAAUUUCCAAGAGAUAAUCGGAGCAGUCUUGGGACCGAGGGCAUGUGUUGCAACAGAGAUUGUAAUAACGUUGUAUAUGUUUGGUUGCACUGUGGCGUAUAUGAUUUUGAUUGGUGAUCAACUGGAGAAAGUUGGAGAGGCUAUUGACUCUACUCCUGGCUGGUAUUUACAACGGAAAUUUCUUACUGGUGUCACAAGCCUUGUCUUUCUCUUGCCUCUUUGCCUACCAAAGACACUGAAGGUCCUCAGCUAUUCCAGUUUUUGUGGAACAUUUGGGGCAUUUUUUGUUAGCAUGGUAACUGCCAUAAAAUACUUUGAAGGACAUCACAGCGAUAGAAAGGAAUUUGAAGAGAUUGAGCUGCCUUGGACAACCACAUUUUCUUCAGUUCCCAUUAUUUGUUUUGCUUUUCAGUGUCAUGUACAGUCAGUGGCUGUUUAUGCAGAACUGAAAAGAGCAAGUGUACCCAGAUUUGGCAUUGUUGUUGUCAUAGCAAUGACAAUUUGUUCCACUGUUUACAUCAUCACUGGAACAUUUGGUUACCUUACAUUUGGCACAAAUGUCGAAAGUGAUGUGCUGAAGAGUUAUCCAUCUAAUGACAUUCUAGUGAAUAUAGCAAGGGUCACAAUGUGUCUCAUAGUUUUAACAUCAUCAGCAGUGGUUGUUUUCUGUGGAAGGAGCAGUUUGGAUGGCUUGUAUGUGGCAGCCUUCAGUGUGCCUCCCACAAAAGCAGGAAAAGAUGAAAAACAACGGAGAAUCAUUGAAAUACUACUUUGGUUUGGGUUAUCCCUUAUAAUUUCUUUGUGUGUGCAGGAUGUAUUGUAUGCCAUAACAUUUGUUGGAGGACUAGCAGCCUUGUUCAUUUUCUUUUAUCCGGGGAUGUGCCUUGUUCAAGAGAUGCUACAAUAUCCAGUUCUCACCUUAACAAGAAAACUAUUGAUUGGUCUUGGUGCCUGCUAUGUUGUUAUUGGAGUGUUCUUAUUUGCCGACUCUGAAGUGUUUGCCAUAUUGGAAGACAUAAAAGGAAAAGUUGGGUCUUAGUCCCACCUGGAAUCUAACCCAAAAUAAAAGAAGGGAGUUCACUGACUGCUUUCAAUGGAUGGCUGCUUUUUCACUUUCUUCCUUUCUGCUUUCAGCUGGCAUGUUUUAGGGUGCUACAUCUAAUUCUAGUCCUGCUCAUGUUAUGAUGUUAUGGCAUAUGGCUCUCAUAGGGGGAUGUUUUUAUUUAAUGACACUUUUCAAUAUGAGUACAGCCACCAUCGGGCCACACACAUCUUGUGUAAAUGAUGAUUGCACUGGUAUUCUAAUUAGAAAUGAUGGGAAGACCAUGUUGUCUACAAUACUUUUGGAAAUAAUCAAAGAUUAAAUUCUCAAUCACGUGGCAAUAUUUAGCAACAUAGAAUUUCCACAUCUGGAUUCAGUGUGGCUCAAGCCACUGAAAUUUAGUCUGCCAAGAUUCUAAAGUUGUUCACAAAAUUAAAUUUGUUAAAUAUUGUAUCAUCUUUUACAUCAAUACAAGAGUGGUUAUAUGUUAACAUUCACAAGCUAAAAUAUUGGAGCCUUUUUCACAAAAUUCUACAUGUUAAAAGUGAUCUUCUGUUUCAAGAAACUUUGAUAAAAGAAGGCUUUUCUAUGUAAAUAUUACAUUUGACCCAGUCACUCUCCAAUUUAAAAGUGUGUUUUUAUUCAAAAAGUAAUUUCAAAUAAUAUUUUGGAAAGAACCUCUUCAACAGCAGUAAUCAUUUAUCUUAACUGACAUUUUUAUUUACUAUUGGCAGUAAACAAGGACCAAGAUACAAUGGAUUGGGUGAGCUUUGUAAAAACACAUUGACCAUUGACCAUGAAUAUAUGAAAUCAUAUGUGUGAACUGCAGUUUAAGAAAUGAAUAUGAAAGCAAUCUUCAUGAAAGAUACUGUUUCAGUACUGUGAAGAUCGCUUUCAUGUAAAGAAUGACCAUGUCAUCCAUAAACAGUCGUGUAUAUUUUAUUUAUUAUUAUUAUUUUUUUUUUGAUGAGGGGCAAUAUAUUUGUUCAUUGGUGUUUAGAGAGGAAAAUAAUGAGUUAUUUUUUUUAAGUUAUUGUAGAACAAUAAAGUAAAUAUUAUUGUUAACUAUAGCUAAAUAGCUCAUUCCAAAACAAUUGGUGGUAAGAUACCCAUGAGUGAACCUAGGUUGAAGCUGUUAAAUUUAUUAAAUUGUGAUUGUAAAGAAGGAGUUGAUGAAAUUUAACCCUUUCACUCCCAGGAUUGACCAACAGUGAAUUUCACCUUUUCAUAUCUAUACAUUUUCCAUGAGAAAGGUGAUGAGAAGAAGGAAAAUUUCAAUCAAGGCUUAUAAUUUGAUUUCACAAAAAAUAAUCAGAUCUGAAACAUAAAAAAUGUAUUGCAGAUAAUGUGGAGAAUUGAAAUUAGAUCUUGGGAGUGAAAGGAUGAAUUUUCUUAGAACUACUUUAACCUUACAAACUAAUUGCAAAUUUAAGAUGCCAAUCCUGUUUCAUGCUGAUGGCUAGUUGGGAGAAAAUGUAUUUGUUUAUGAGUAGUUUGAGGGCAGAGUCCCAGAGCAAAGCUGUAUUUAGAGAUUUGAACACUGUUUAUGUCAUUUCUAUGACCAAUAGAAGUAGUGUAGUAAAAAUAGAAAAUUAAGGUCAAUUUGUUGGUGAUGUUGUGGUCUGUGAAAUUUUACCCUCAAAGAAGCUAGGCAUUUCUGUACCACAUUCUCAACUUCAAAUCAUCAGCUGAUCAAAGAUUGAAAAAGUGAGACAUGUUGACAUGUCUCUUGUAGAGGAAUUAAUAUAUCUGACUUGUUCCUUAAUCAACCUCCAUACCAACCAAAAUGUAGUUGUGAGCUCACAAUAAAGUAAGAUUUGUAAGUCUUUUUAAACCUUCAACUCCCCAAGUGACCAAGAAGGAAUUUCUCCUUACGAUAUUGAAACAAUAUUAAGCAGAAAAGUAAAAGGAAUAAAGAAUAAUAUGAAUUAGGGAAUUCUUAGUUGAUUCAAUACCAAAUUAUCUGAACUAAUCUUAUAAGUUAGAAUUGCAUGGUAGACAGUAGGAAGACUUACCCCUGAGAUCUUGUGGGUUAGAGGGUUUAAAGCUAGUAAGUAAAAAUUAGAUUCUAAAAGAAAACUCAUAUCAAUGUCUAGAACUAGUGUAGUGUCUAUAUUAAUGAAUAAUGAUCAAUUUAAAUAACAGUACAUAAGAUAUUCACGAAAAAAUUUACUUCAAGAUUUAUAAAUUCCACUUUUGGGUGUUGACAGUAUGUGAUUCGUGUGAUAUUUCUAAUAAUUGUUAUUUGUUACAAGAGAGUGUUUUGUUUAAAACAAGUUUGUGUUCAAUAAAAGUCUACUAAAAAUAA
Pocillopora damicornis (cauliflower coral) is the source of this 3976-nucleotide messenger RNA. RefSeq names its product sodium-coupled neutral amino acid transporter 7. The record is from RefSeq and is a predicted model, not a curated record. NCBI's taxonomy places the organism in Eukaryota, Metazoa, Cnidaria, Anthozoa, Scleractinia, Pocilloporidae. Gene Ontology annotation, cellular component: membrane. Gene Ontology annotation, biological process: amino acid transmembrane transport. Gene Ontology annotation, molecular function: L-amino acid transmembrane transporter activity.